GGAGCGACCGAUACGACGGAUCCUCCCGCCGGCUUUGUGCGCGCUUGCAAUCCAGCUGUCGCCGCCCCAAGAGCCCCCUGCCGCCGGAGGAGGCACAUUUCCGGGCCGCCCACCACCCAGAUCGCACUGCCUGCCCAGAUCUGCUCCGGCCCGUUCGGUCGCCGUCGGGCCCCAGUCGUCCCUCCGAAAUGCCGGUCGACUUCACCGGGUACUGGAAGAUGCUGACCAACGAGAAUUUCGAGGAGUACCUGCGGGCGCUGGAUGUCAAUGUGGCCUUGCGCAAAAUCGCCAACUUGCUGAAGCCAGACAAAGAGAUCGUGCAGGAAGGCGACCACAUGAUCAUCCGCACGCUGAGCACUUUUAGGAACUACAUCAUGGACUUCCAGGUUGGGAAGGAGUUUGAGGAGGAUCUGACGGGCAUAGACGACCGCAAGUGCAUGCAUCACCUCCUCCAGGAAGCCUUCCCUGAUGGACCUCUGUCUCCACUUCAGAGUCUGAUGAGGUGCCCUCCCACUUCCACAGUCACCGUCACCUGCCUCUACCAGCACUUGCUGUUCUGCAGGAAUUCUCUGUCUGUCUUCAAUAGUCUGUGAGCUCUUUAGAGCAGAAUCUUCACCUUCCAUGCUUCUGUUUCUAGCAUAUGAGGCUGGUGUGCAACCUAUCUUUGCUGAAUGUUGUUCACUUACACAGAAAAGUGACAGUUGUUAGUCACUCAGUCAUAUCCAACUCUUUGCAACCCCAUAGACUGUAACCCGCCAGGCUCCUCUGUCCAUGGGAUUCUCCAGGCAAGAACACUGGAGUGGAUAGCCAUUCUCUUCUCCAGGGGUUCUUCCCAACCCAGGAAUCGAACCCCAGUCUCCUGCAUUGCAGGCAGAUUAUUUAUCAUCUGCGCCACCAGGGAAGCUCUCGAUUACACAGAGCUGUGAUGCAAAACCUUAUUGUUCAUUCAAGAGUCAGCUUAUAUCAAGGAAAUGCAGAGCCCAGUAGCCAAGAGCAUAGGCUCUGAGGUCAAACCUCAUCUCCCCACUUCAUGACCGGGGGACCUUUUUUCAAAAGUUAUCUAUUUAUUUUUGGCUUCAUUAGGCCCUCUGGUGGCAGCGAGUGGGCUCUUUAGUUGUAGUGCCCUGACUUAGUUGCUCUAGGGCAUGUGGGAUCUUAGUUCCCUGACCAGAGAUCAAACCCAUGUCCCCUGUAUUGGAAGGUGGACUCUUAACCACUAGGGAAGUCCCAAUGGCUGAGUGACCGUAAAGCCUCAGUCUCCACAUAUGUAAAUUGGGGAGAAGCAUCACUGCCCCAGGAGGUUUAGGGAAUCAAACUGAUAAGUUAGUCACAAGUCAUGCCUGACUCUUCGCAAUCCCAUGGACUGCAGCAUGCCAGACUUCCCUGUCUCUCACCAUCUCCCAAAGUUUGCCCAAGGUCAGGUCCAUUGAGUCAGUGAUGCCAUCCAACCAUCUCAUCCUCUGUCACCAUCUUCUCCUUCUGUCCUCAAUCUUUCCCAGCAUCAGGGUCUUUUCCAGUGAAUCAGUUGUUCACAUCAUGUGGCCAAAGUGUUGAUAUGACCCACACUUUAAUACCCUGCCCAGCAUGCAGUGAGUAUUCAGUACCUGAUUUGGGGGUGAUGAUGAUGAUGGCAAUAAUGACAGGAUGCUGUUCCACCAGGAAGUACCCAGCAAACAGUACAUAGGUGGCAUUGGUGCUAGUUAGAUGUCUGCCUUCCCUCCAGGCUGAGCUGCUUCAUGGCAGAGCUUGGGUCCAGUCCAGACUUUGGGCCAUCCUCAGUACUGAGCCCCUGGAAUGACUGAGCCCUGUUCCAUAGGAACCCCACAACUUUCUCCAGCCUCACUCCCUCUUCCCCAGAAACUUGGCCUCACAGGACCUUGAGCUCUCUGAUGGUUUGUUGUUUUAAAAUUAAUCCCGGGUACUUUCUGGAAUUUUUAACGACUUUUUAAAAUGACUUGUCAAGAUUUAACAUUUUAUUGUUUUGUCUUAAGAUUCACGUUAUCAUUUGCUCUUGGCUUCUUCAUGGUAUUAAAAUCACAUUUGUCCAUGCCCA
Dama dama (fallow deer) is the source of this 2053-nucleotide messenger RNA. RefSeq names its product retinol binding protein 1 (gene RBP1). Gene Ontology annotation, molecular function: fatty acid binding. The transcript has 3 exons. NCBI's taxonomy places the organism in Eukaryota, Metazoa, Chordata, Mammalia, Artiodactyla, Cervidae. Gene Ontology annotation, cellular component: cytosol; nucleus. The record is from RefSeq and is a predicted model, not a curated record. Bases 189 to 593 code for a protein of 134 amino acids. Gene Ontology annotation, biological process: retinoic acid biosynthetic process; vitamin A metabolic process; fatty acid transport.